CUCUUCUCAGAUGACUCUAGCUUUUGCCAAGUUGACAUAAAAAUAACUAGUACAGAGUUCUUAACUAUGGAGGAACCAAAUGGAGUUUUUAGGUUUCUCUCCGUCUUCCAGAUACAGAACGCACAUCAGCAGUAGAAUGCAGUAGAGACUCAAGCAGACCAGCAGUAUUGUUCAUGGCAUUUGCCUUAGUAGUUGCAUCACAAUGAGUGGAACACUCACAGCUUGGCCUGGAAAGAACAUUCCUUAGAGAGCUGUUUAAAAAUGAAGCCUCCUCUGUUAUCAGAUGAAAAAGAUGAAUCAGUUUGUGAGGAAUCCGACUGUUCUGAAAUAUGAGGGAACAAUUAGGAGAUGAUGUCAUUAGCUGAGAAAAAGGCAUACUGUAGGAAAUUUAAGGUUAUUCUCUGCACUGAAUAUUUGCUAUUGGUCCCCGAUGGGCUUCCUGGAAUAUUGGUGUGUUUAUUUGCAUCAGAUGUGCUGGAAUUCAUAGAAAUCUUGGGGUUCAUAUAUCCAGGGUCAAGUCAGUCAAUCUAGACCAAUGGACACCAGAACAGAUACAGUGCAUGCAAGAUAUGGGAAAUACUAAAGCAAGACUACUUUAUGAAGCCAAUCUUCCAGAGAACUUUCGAAGACCACAGACAGAUCAAGCAGUAGAAUUUUUCAUCAGAGAUAAAUACGAAAAGAAGAAAUACUAUGAUAAAAAUGCUAUAGCUAUUACAAAUAUUUCCUCCUCUGACGCCCCUCUUCAGCCUUUGGUAGCCUCUCCUUCUCUGCAAGCUGCUGUCGAUAAAAACAAAUUAGAGAAAGAAAAGGAAAAAAAAAAGGAAGAGAAAAAGAGAGAAAAGGAGCCAGAAAAGCCUGCCAAACCACUAACAACUGAAAAGGUGCAGAAGAAAGAAGAUCAACAGCUCGAGCCUAAGAAAAGCACCAGCCCGAAAAAUGCUGCAGAGCCCACUGUUGAUCUGUUAGGACUUGAUGGUCCUGCUGAGGCACCAGUGACCAAUGGGAACACAACCACAGUGCCACCCCUGAAUGAUGAUCUGGACAUUUUUGGACCAAUGAUCUCUAAUCCUUUACCUGCCACUGUCAUGCCUCCAGCUCAGGGGACAACCUCUGUACCAGCAGCUGCUAGCCUGUCUACCGUAACAUCUGGGGAUCUGGAUCUGUUCACUGAGCAAACUACAAAGUCAGAAGAGGUAGCAAAGAAACAACUCUCCAAAGACUCCAUCUUAUCUCUAUAUGGUACCGGAACACAGCAAAGCACUCCUGGUGUGUUUAUGGGACCCACAAAUAUACCAUUUACCUCACAAGCAGCAACUGCAUUUCAAGGUUUUCCUUCCAUGGGCGUACCAGUGCCUGCGGCUCCCGGUCUUAUAGGAAAUAUGAUGGGACAGAAUACAAGCAUGAUGGUGGGCAUGCCCAUGCCCAAUGGGUUUAUGGGAAAUGCACAGACUGGAGUGAUGCCACUUCCUCAGAAUGUUGUUGGCCCUCAAGGAGGAAUGGUGGGACAAAUGGGUGCACCACAGAGUAAGUUUGGCCUGCCGCAAGCUCAGCAGCCUCAGUGGAACCUCUCACAGAUGAAUCAGCAGAUGGCUGGCAUGAGUCUCAGUAGUGCAAACCCUACCCCAGGUUUUGGCCAGCCCCCCAGCACAACAGCAGGGUGGUCUGGAAGCUCGUCUGGGCAGACUCUGAGCACACAGCUGUGGAAGUGAAAAGCUGCAGCAGAGUUCCAUCCAAAACCAACACCCGACAUUCCUCACUACAACGGCAUCUAGUUCCCGUUUCUUCAUGUACAUAUGUGUUUUCUUUUCCCCCAUUGUUCACAUUAAGAAUUACCUGAUUGACCGUGUUGGUCUGUGCUGAUUAAAUUAGAUGUGAAAGCAGGUUGAGAAACCAUCUUCUGUGGAGGGCAGCUUUGCUCAUAUUUCCCAUGAUGUCAUAAGCCACAUUGAGAAGCUGCUCAGUUAACUUGCAUAAUCGGUUUUAUUCUCAAAAUUAUAGCUCUAAUGUUUGCAUAUAAGGGAAGUAGUUAUCAUGUUAGUAAUACUUCUAACAGUAUAAACCCCAACCCCAAAUUAGCCAGUAAUCCUGUAGGAAGGUACUGUAUGAUCCAAUGUUUAAUCAUAUAAAUAGAAUGUAAAUGUAUCACUGAGCACUGUUUUCUAGUGUAUCAAAUUCUUUUCUUCAUCACUCACUUCACUGUGCUGUUGUUAUGAUGUGCUUAACAGGGAAUGUGGUUAGUGAAAGGAAGAUAAACCUGGAUGUUACUGUCAAACUUAAUGAAUGUUUCAAGAAUUCAAAUUUUUGCUGCCUCUUGUAAUUUGGACCUCUUCUCAUGUACAUAGUGCUAUUACGAAGACCUUUUUUCUGCACUAUAUGCACACAGGGUAACUAAAACAAAGCCACUUUUAAUCCUUGAAGGUAUGUCCAGGUUUAUGACAGUAAUUGUGUUUACAUUUUAUGGUGCCUAGUAUUGACAAAAUGUUAUUUCCCUAUAUUAAACAGAUGAAUCCACACA
This is a messenger RNA of Peromyscus leucopus (white-footed mouse), 2515 nucleotides long. It is a transcript of the gene Smap1, whose product is annotated as small ArfGAP 1. Gene Ontology annotation, molecular function: GTPase activator activity; metal ion binding. The transcript is spliced from 11 exons. The coding region runs from base 561 to 1709 and encodes 382 amino acids. Gene Ontology annotation, biological process: regulation of clathrin-dependent endocytosis. NCBI's taxonomy places the organism in Eukaryota, Metazoa, Chordata, Mammalia, Rodentia, Cricetidae. The record is from RefSeq and is a predicted model, not a curated record.